CUGUAAGUACCAUGUCGAGACUACUACGUGGCGUCUCAACUGUGGCGCUGCAGGGGUUCACCGGCGCCUCGAACGAAGCGCGCGCGACCAUCUUUUCAACCUUCCCUCUUAGAAUAGCACAAUCACUUGGUUUGCUCUUUGCGGUCAUCCUAGACGUAAUUCAGAAACAUAGCGAACGGGAGACGGGAUAGCCCAUCACAUGGCGCUAUUUUGAUCUUUGACGGCGUCAGUUACCCUGACCUGAAGUGGUUUUCCUCAUCACCUCGAAUUCGCGCUUCAAAACUCGAAAUAUUUGAUCUUCUUCUAUUCUUAUCCCACCCAUGGCGUAUUGAAGGACAUAGCUAUCACAUACUAUCAUCUGACGCAUUCUUAAUCUUAGCGACCUCUGAACACUGCCCACUUUACAAGCUCUGCUUGUUAACAUACCCGAGAAUACCGACUCACGAUCACUGCACAACAUGGAACGACCGGUGUUCUCAAACUCCUUCGAGAUGGUCAUGUUUCAUGUUGGAAAUGACGGAGAUGAAGAGAAAUUCAUGGUCCACAGAGAACAUGUUUGCUCCUACUCGCCGGUCUUAAAGGCUGCGUUUAACAGCUCCUUUGUCGAAGGCCAGACUCAAAGCUAUAGGCUCGAUGACAUCCGGCCAGAUUCGUUUCGUCUCUUUGUGCAAUGGCUUUACACGCAGGGAUUUUGCAUUUUGGACGAGAUAAGCCUUGCUGGCGCGGAGCCAACCAGCGAGAUGGCACUGACAACUACGAGGCUGUGCCAGGAGCGAGAUCUAAAUAUCAUCCAAUUAUGGCUUCUAGCUGACAAGUUCCUUAUACCGCGCCUCCAAAAUGAUGCUAUGAAGCACUUCGUAAAGAUUCUCGAGAAUCAAAACUAUAAACAUAAGGGCAUAUACCGGAGCACACAUUGGAUUCCAUAUGUGUAUGCCGAGGGGAGGACGACGCUCGACAGCCCGUUGAGGCAUCUCGCCGUUGACCUCUGUUUGUACAGCACAUCUUCGUCGUGGUCGAAUGCCCAUCCAGAUCACUUUCCGCACCAAAUGCUCAUGGAAUUGAAUUCACAGAUAAUUCUGUCACGUGAGACCGGCUACCCGGACGGAAGACAUUACAGGCAUAUUCGGCCAGACAGAAAUUACCUUGUGGUCGAAGAUAAGCCGCAAUGCAAAGAGGCAAAGCAUUGAGUCACGUACUUCGAGGCCGGUGGUACCUUUGGUUGAACUUGCCGUUGAAGAACGGAGGACAUUCAAGAAUAAGACCGGAAGGAAUGACAUCCAUCCUCCUCCUCUAACAAAACCUCGACGUGGGCGAUGUGGC
Hyaloscypha bicolor E is the source of this 1320-nucleotide messenger RNA. RefSeq lists its product as uncharacterized. The coding region runs from base 459 to 1187 and encodes 242 amino acids. The record is from RefSeq and is a predicted model, not a curated record. Gene Ontology annotation, molecular function: protein binding. NCBI's taxonomy places the organism in Eukaryota, Fungi, Ascomycota, Leotiomycetes, Helotiales, Hyaloscyphaceae. The transcript has 3 exons.